Oreochromis niloticus (Nile tilapia) is the source of this 4368-nucleotide messenger RNA. Its product is annotated as KN motif and ankyrin repeat domain-containing protein 4. The transcript is spliced from 10 exons. Gene Ontology annotation, molecular function: protein binding. Gene Ontology annotation, biological process: negative regulation of actin filament polymerization. Lineage: Eukaryota; Metazoa; Chordata; Actinopteri; Cichliformes; Cichlidae. Gene Ontology annotation, cellular component: cytoplasm; cytoskeleton. The record is from RefSeq and is a predicted model, not a curated record. Bases 1208 to 3844 code for a protein of 878 amino acids.
UGCAACAUUGCGAACAAAACACAUUCUUGUUUAAUCAAGGUUGACAUCAUACAGGCAGGUGCACAUACUAUCACAGUGUUGUAGCUCCAAGUAAGUCUGCUUUGGAUGGUUACAGCAUUCUAGCUCAUAAUCAAACUACCUAUGGCGAAUAUGAAUGCAGUGUAACCCUGUUAACACCUUAGAAUGCAUCUUCUUAGAACUACAAGUGGAUAGCUAUAAAAUAGUUAUAGAGGUUACGGAUACCAUAUGAAUUUAGAAAAUGUUGUGAUAUUUCUCAGAAAGAAUUAAUUCUUGGAGCAUCUGUGGUCCUAGUUUUUGUUCUAUGAUGACCAUGAAAGUUAAGCAGUCACUGAGAUGUUGGUAUUUCUCUCUUAACUAAAAUAAAGGGAUGAAAAAAGGGCUCUGCUGGGCCACUCUGUGUAGAAAGUGUUGUACAAAUACCUGCCUGUUUACCAUUUUCCCGGCGUGAUGGUGAUUUCCAGAGGAAGAUGCUAGUAACAGGCUGAAAGAGGAUCCCUACAGAACGAGAGGUAUGCACUGAGAGACUUAACCCCCAUGAAUGCCACCAAGCCCUGUGCUUCGCCCACUGUUUACCAGAUUAUAGAGGCCACAGAUCACAUAACACUGGGUAGAAUUUCACAUUCUCAAAGAGGGAGGUCUAUGAGACUCUACAUGGUAACUUGGUGUAAUCUGAGACACACAGUAAGGUGACUAGUACUUUCUCUCAUUUCUUACCAGAAGCUCAAUACUUUGAUGUGCUGUCACCGGGGUUCCAAAGGAGCAGCUGUCUUUCCCAGUCGGCUGCACCUCUGAACUCCUAUUGGCUGCUGUCUGGAGGAGUGGGUGUGAUCGUCUAUGUCUAGCCUCCCACUUGUCAGUCUAGUUGGACAGGAGGCAUGUUCACAAGCUCCUCCUUGCUCAUUGCUCCCAUUUACACACAAGUAAACCCAGCUUCUGUUAUGGCAAGGGCUGCACGUUGGCAUUUACCAAAUAGCCGCGGCAUGCCACUCUCCCUGACAGCACCUCCCUGCCUUCUCAGGAGACAGACAGGCUGAACUAGCUGAGAGCAGACGGUAGUGGACUAUCUGGCAAUCAAUCCCACAGUUCAGCGGUACAAAGUGGGGGAAACUGCUCAACAUGCCACAAGAUGCCCGAGGUCCAAUCAGAUAAUGUGUCAACACAUUUUUCGGAGAACUAAGGAGAACAAAUGAUGGCGACACAAAAUGGGAAUAUUGCACCUUGUAAAACAGCACAGAACGGAAUCAAGGAGAAGCCCCCAUAUUCAGUGGAAACCCCUUAUGGCUUCCGACUUGACCUGGAUUUUCUGAAAUAUGUAGACGACAUAGAGAAAGGGAACACCAUCAAAAGGAUUCCCAUUCAGCGCAGAAGCAAGGGAGUGCGCGCAAGCACUUUACCAAGGCACCUCAAUGCUUCUGGGUGUGGCUAUCGCCCGAGCCCCUGGGGAUCUACCGGAGCUCUUGGCCCCAGGUCUCGAUUGUCAGACGCCCAUCAUCAUCAUCAUGGCUAUACUUCCUGGGCAUAUGAUCACAGGCCACCUCUUUCCCCCACAGGGUUUAAAUCUUUGGCAGAGAUGGAAGCCAGAAUCAAGGAGUUUGAUGAGCAACCUCUAGGGGAACAUAUCAGACCCAAUCUCCUCCGUGCCUCCAGUCUGCCACUUACGGUUUUACUGAGACAAGGGUCAGAGUCCACAGACGACCACAGCAGCGUCUGGAGUUCAAAGGAUCACCUUGGGGGAAGAAACAUCUCAUGUGAAGAUGUGUUCCGCUCUUCAGACAGCCCUCGGCCACAGGACUGCUCAGGUCUGCUGAGGCGCCUCACUGAAGCCCUCGAGCGAGUGGGGGAGCUUGAGAUGGAAGUGAGGGUCAUUCCUGAGCUCAGAGCGCAGAUCUGCAUCCUCCAGGAGGAAAGAGAAAGACUUUGUCUGGGACUGAGUCCACGUGACCAUCCCUCCACAAUGAACGGCACCACGGAUCCUGGUACAUCCUCUCACAAUAGCAAAGUAUUGAGAGGACCUCAGCAUGAAAGUCACAGUAUAUUUCCUAGAAAUUACAGUGUCAGCCAAGAUGACUCCAACCCUACGCAUGAGUGGAGGACUAGUACAGAUCUGGAUGAGCUGCUGACAGUGACCUCCCUGCAAGCCAAAGUAGCUGUGUUGGAGCAGAAGCUCCACGAGACUAGCCUGGAGCUCCAGAGAGUGUCAGGGCUGCUGAAGGAGCAGCAAAAGGAAAGCAAAAGGAAAGACGAGAAGAUAGAACACCUCAUUAAGAAUCCUGCGGUGUGGGUCCGUGCAGAGAGGGUGGUGGUAGAUCAGGAUGGAGAUGAGACGGUAGUGAGAUCAGAGUAUGAUAAAGCACCUUGCUUUAUUAGUAAACGAGUGGUUAAUGCAAACGAUCAAAGAAGGCAGCAACACGAGUCUGUGGUCAGUUCAACAUCGUCUGAAAGACGUCCACUGGUUUCUGAGGGUACAGACGCAGCUGCGGUGAUCCAUCACAUAAAGAAGAUAAAGAGUCUCCUGGAUCAGCAGUGGAAGUGUUUGUGCACAGAGAGUGAAUCAGGAGAAGAGGGCAAGCAUCUAAAGCACCCAGAUCCCAAAGUCAGCUCUCUGCAGCAGGAGAUGAUGGGACUUGUCGACAUCCUCAUGUCCUGCCACAAACAGCGUGGUGACAGUGACGCCUCUAAAUCCAUCCUGCAGACAGAAGGAUGUGCCCAGACGUCGAAAAACCUACAUUCUGGGGGUGUUAAAGAAGGAAGCAAUGAGACUGCCAGUAAAAAUCCGGCUGGUCAAGCCUGUAUGAGCCAAAGUGUCCAUGAUGAUUUGGAGCAGAGGAACAGUAGCACGGUUCUUAGGGAGGUGGCUCCUGCCCAGCUGGAUGUAGACACAGAGAAGAGAAAAACGAAAGAAGAGAAGCAAAUUGACCCAGACAGACAGAUGAAACUGGAAGGAACAGGUUUUGGGGGGACAGAUGGUGGUGAUGUAUCUCUGGUAGCUAGGGCUACAGAGAAAACGGCCAAGAUGAAAACACAGCCCUCAGGAGAACAGAUGGAGGGAAACUCUGGCUCGGAAACAACCACCAAAGGCAGAGAAGCAGUGAAUGCAGAUUUUAUUUCUGCCUGUCAUUUCCUUAAUAAUCACAUGGACAACAUGGACAACCCCAAUGAUGACAUGAGGAAGGCCCUGGUUGUGUUGUUCCAGCACUGGUUCAGUGCAGCAGCAGAGGAGGCCUCUGAGCCCAGCAGGGUGGCUGCAUACCUGAAACACAUAAAGAAGGAAACACCCUCCCUGCUGGCCUUUCUGGUCAAUCUGGCGGACGAUAACGGGAACACAGUGCUUCAUUACAGCGUCUCCCACUGCAACUACAGCAUUGUCACCCUGAUCCUGGAUACAGGUGUCAGCGAUGUGAACAUUCAGAACAAUUCUGGCUACACGGCAGUGAUGCUGGCCUCGCUGACAGCCCCUGAUGGACCCGGUGGAAUGGAAGUUGUCCGCAAACUAAUGGAGCAGGGCGACAUUAACAUUCGCUCCAGCAAGACGGGCCAAACAGCUCUGCACUUGGCAGUGAGACAUGGCCGAGUUGUGAUGGUUCGCCUGCUGCUUAGCUGUGGGGCAGACGCUAACAUCCAGGACAGCCAGGGAACCACAGCGCUGAUGUUCGCAUCUGAGAGGGGCCACACGCACAUCGCAAGGCUCCUGCUGGAGAGAAGCCAGUGCGACCUCGCUCUGACUGACAAGCGAGGUCAAACUGCGCUUUCCAUCGCCAUGCAAGGUUCCCACGCCGAUACAGCUGCCCUGCUGCAGGCCCACGCUAAAGCUCGAGCUCUGUAGAAGUGGAUCUGUUCACGUGUCAGAUCCUCUCACCUGAGUGGCGCUUCAAACGCAGACUUUUUUUUUCUGAAAUCUGGACUAGUGACAGCUGGUGCGCUGAAUGGGAUGAUAUUACAAUGAGGCUGUAUGGCACGAGAAAGUGAGGCAGAUGAUGGUUGCUAGGGCAGCAUGCAGUGAAUCUGCUGUUUUCAUUUUGUCUUUACCAUAGAUGUUUAAGGUUAUCGCUGAUCUUUGCACAUCCGUGCAGCAGCUUCGCUCUGCAAACUAUGCAAUGGAAAGAAUAUUUAUUAUGUUUGUUGUAUUAUCUAAAAAUCUGUGUCUGUAAGAAGAUUCUACCUGUGUUUCCAAGGGGAAUUCUCAGCAUUUUUAAGCACCAUUUCAAUAAAAUACUUUCAAAAUACUGCAUGCCAACUAAACAGAAACAAAUCCCUGGAGCCGAUUGACCAGUCUGUUUAUUUCACACGUUGGUAAAAGCUACACUGAUGUAUGCAACGCCUGUUUUUAAUAAAAUAACAGAAAAGCGA